GCCCUCCUCACACACAUUCCUGUUUUCUCUCACUCUACCUCCCUCUCUCUAAUCCUUCUGUCUAUCCCUCAUCCUCACCCUCUCUCUCAUUCGCAUGCUCUCUUUCCUCACUCAUGCUUAUUACGUGACCAUCGAACGACUUCCCUCACGCCGUCGUCAUCGUUGUUGUUAUUGUCGUUCAAGUCUUCCUGCUUUUUUCCUUCCUUUAUUACUAUUUCAAACUACUACUAAUACUACUACUAUUACCACCACCAGUAUCUACAACAUUAUUAUUGUUAUUAUCAUUGCUAUUAUUCUCAGCGAGUCAGUGCCCGUCGUCUAUAUAAAACAGUAUUGCUAAACACUUACAUAUGAGAAUAUAUACACAUACAUGUAUAUAUACACAAACACACAAUCAGACAUAUACACACACAAAUAUACAUGCGUUUUACAAACUCACAUUGACUGACAGUCUUGACGUAUAAAGCAGUGAAUAUUGAAAGCGUGAUACACAGAGAUAUAUAUACACAUACCAGGGAGAGAAAAUACAUACACAGACACACAUACAAACGCACAUACAUACAUACACACAUACACACACAUACCCAAUUAUACAUACAUACAUACAUACAUACACAACCAAUUAACGUUGUUGUCACUUGGAUGUUGACGUAGAAAAAAAAAAACUGUCUUUUACCCUCUUUUGGAUUACAAAACAUUCGGUGAGUGUCAUUUCUGGAACUUCUGCUGAUUCAGCCGUUCCAAAAUUAACACUGUUGGAUUUUACUGUAAACCUGACUUGCUGGCAUUUCUCCGAAUUGCUGUUACAUGAAAGCAAAAACGAAAAGUUCAUUGAAAGUGGUCAGUCUUGCAAUUGCAUCCUACUAGAUCUGGCAACUUAUUACUGCUGUUUGCAGCAUUUUGUAUGGAAGCUUUCACAGUGAGGAUGCCCUCUGGUGGUUACAUAGCUGGCAAAGCUUUGACAAGGUGGGAAGCUGACACUGACAACAUCGAUAUAGACUAUCGUAGCCUUGAAGGAGACAACCGCUGUAAGUGGUUAAAUGAGUGUUUUAGUGGACGGAAAGGCCUUGUGCUACGAAUUUUAUUGGUCUUUGUUCUCUUUUGUGUUGGAUUAAUUGUUGGAUACAUAAUACGCCGGAAUGUACACGAGCAUUUUAUUGCACCAGCUACAAAAUGUGAGCCCCAGACACCACAGGGGUACUGGGACGGUAUUCGUGAAAAAAUUCUUGCAGAACUUGAUCGGCCCCGGAAUUAUGAACAGCAUUUACGGGAUAUUACCAGCAAGAUCUUUCUAUCUGGGGUUGGUGGCACAAAUAGACUAAUCCUAUAUGUUCGAUCAAUCUGGAAGUUUGAAGUCCCUGGAAUGAAUGCCGUUCAUUUGAAGAAGUACAACGUACAGCUUUCUUAUCCAAAUUGGGCUGAACCAAAUCAAGUUUUUAUCCAAGAUGGCAACAACACGUACUUUCAGUCACACUUUAAUUGGUCUAAUGAACAUGUGGAGUAUGCACCUUUCAAUGGAUAUGCACCUGCAGGAACAGUAAAGGGUCAUUUGUUAUAUGCUAACUAUGGGGAGAAAUCAGACUUUGAAAAACUGCAAAAUGUAAAUGGUAGCAUUGUCAUUAUGAGAUAUGGCCGAGUGCAUCCUGGGAGCAAGGUGAAACAUGCGGAGAAUUUUGGUGCCAUAGGGGCAAUCUUGUAUGGGGACCCAUUUGACUAUGCUUCCAAACAGUCAAGUGUAUAUCCGUCAUCUUGGUGGCUACCACCCUGGGCUGUCAAAAUAUCUCAUGUUCGCUAUACUCUCAGUGGGGAUCCCCAGACACCAGAUUAUGCAGCUUUAGAUCAUAUCCAUGAAAUACCUGAUUUUAGCAAGAGUUACCCGAAGAUUCCUGUACAUUCUGUCAGUUACUCUGAUGCUGAAGAACUUAUGAGGGAUCUGACGGGCAACAAUUUGGGAGCACAUUGGCUUGGAGGACUUAACAUCUCUUACAGUACUGGGCCUGGUUAUUCAGAACCUAGAAACAACAGGAUUGUGAACUUAACAGUAAACAACCAAAGAUCAAGAAGAGAUAUCAGUAAUAUUAUUGGGGUGAUCCGAGGAAAGUAUGAGAAAGAUAAAUAUAUUAUUGUUGGUGCUCAUGUUGAUUCAUGGACUCAGGGGGCAGUAGACUCAGGCAGUGGCUAUGCCAUCCUAAUGGAAUUGGUCAAGUCGUUCUCCAAUGUUAUGAAAAAAGAAGACUGGAGACCACGACGAACUAUCAUCUUUGCAUUAUGGGAUGCUACCAAAUAUGGGCAUAUUGGAGCCUAUGAAUGGGUUCAGGAAUACAAUAAACAGUUGAGUAGUGGUGCUGUAGCUUAUAUCAACCUAGAUGCUGUGAUUAGAGGAAACCACACAUUCUUUGCUGCAGCAAGUCCAUUACUUGUGGGACUUAUUCGUAAUGCCACUAAAACUGUUGCAUGUCCUUGCUCUGACAGUAGUUCAAAGCGAACUGUCUUUGACACUUGGCUCGACAAUUUCCCGAAUGCUGAUAAAAGUCAGCCUAAUGUUUCUCAGCUUCAUGGUGAUGGUGACCAUUCCCCAUUUCUUUAUCAACUGGGCAUCCCAUCUUUAGCCCCAGCUUAUAUGUACAACCAAAAUGUGUAUCCAUACCUACCAACCUACCCAGCUUAUAACACCUUAGUGGAUACAUUUGAUUACUUACGGAAUUUCAUAGACAGGGAUCUCACUCUUCAUAUGACGGUAGCCAAAGUCGUGGCUGAAGUAAUUCUUCGAUUGUCCGACUCACUCAUUCUCCCACUGGACGUUAACAACUACGUUUGGCAUGCACUCAGUGUUGGACGUGAAAUGCUAGGACGGUUUAACACAACCUAUGAGGAAGCAGGAAUAUCAUUAAACAUACUCUACCAGGCAAUGGACAAUUUCUCAAGAGCAGCUGAUGACUUUUUCCAAAUUUACAGAAACUUGCCAGAAAAAAAUCUCAGUGAAUGUGAGAUUCACAUAAUAAACCACCAACUCAUUCGGUUAUCUCGAGCAUUCAUUGUUGACAGAGGUCUUCCAGGGCAACCCCACUACAAAAAUGUGUUGAUGGCUCCUCAUCCGGACAAUAUUAAUGAACAGCUUAUAUUCCCAGGUGUAAUAUCAGCAGCCCUGGAAGGACAGAGUUCAAAAGACUACAAUCUGUUGAAGGAGCAACUUGCUGUGUUGGUCUUGGCUUUCCAAACAGCAGAAGAUGUACUUAGUGAUGGCUUGAUUGGUCGAGAUGAAUGGUAGCCUCUUGUUAUCGUCAUUUCCAUUGUUGACGUCAACAGACCAUUCAUCUUUCUCACUUCUCAUUUCUUCCACCAUUAUUGUUUUUAUUUUUCUUAAAUAUGUUUUUUUACAUUUCUUUUAAUUUGAUUUUUGACUAAACCUUUUUAUUUCAUUUCUUAUAUUUUCAAUUUUCAAUUGAAUUCUUC
Messenger RNA from Octopus sinensis (East Asian common octopus), 3453 nucleotides. Its product is annotated as N-acetylated-alpha-linked acidic dipeptidase 2. The transcript has 22 exons. The record is from RefSeq and is a predicted model, not a curated record. Bases 905 to 3268 code for a protein of 787 amino acids. Gene Ontology annotation, molecular function: carboxypeptidase activity. Lineage: Eukaryota; Metazoa; Mollusca; Cephalopoda; Octopoda; Octopodidae.